CGCCGAGUCCGAGAAGGAGCGGCUAUGAUCCGGACCAAGGGCGAGGCCGGCACGGGGAACAUCAUCGAAGCGGUGAGGCACGUGCGGUCCGUGAUGGGGGACAUUAGGGUUUUGCGGAACAUGGACGACGACGAGGUGUUCACUUUCGCGAAGAAGAUCGCGGCGCCGUACGAUCUGGUGAUGCAGACGAAGCAGCUGGGGAGGCUGCCUGUGGUGCACUUUGCGGCGGGAGGGGUGGCGACGCCGGCGGAUGCGGCGCUGAUGAUGCAGCUGGGUUGCGACGGGGUGUUUGUCGGGUCCGGCGUGUUCAAGAGCGGUGACCCGGUGAAGCGGGGGAGGGCGAUUGUGCAGGCUGUGACCCAUUACAGGGACCCAGAUGUACUGGCUGAGGUGAGUUGCGGGUUGGGCGAGGCCAUGGUUGGGUUGAAUUUGAAGGACGAGAAGGUGGAGAGGUUUGCUAAUCGGUCUGAGUGAUGAAACAAUCUUUGUUGUUUGGGAGGAGAAGGAAGCCGGUGUUUGGGUGGGUGGGUUUUAGUUUUUUUACGUGUAAAAAAUUAAUUAAAGAUUAUGUUUUUGGGUCGUUGUUUGUUUGUUUGUUGGGUUUAGUUUUUGCUUAAUUUAAUAAGGAAUGAAGUUUAUGUUUCUGCUUUGUAGCAGCUGAUAAAA
Messenger RNA from Prunus avium (sweet cherry), 666 nucleotides. RefSeq names its product Aldolase-type TIM barrel family protein (gene RSR4). The record is from RefSeq and is a predicted model, not a curated record. Gene Ontology annotation, biological process: amino acid metabolic process; pyridoxine biosynthetic process; pyridoxal 5'-phosphate biosynthetic process. Gene Ontology annotation, molecular function: amine-lyase activity. Lineage: Eukaryota; Viridiplantae; Streptophyta; Magnoliopsida; Rosales; Rosaceae.